GGAAACGGUUGUGGUCUCAUCGCCACCGGAUGAUAAGCAAUCGUCUAUUUAAAAUUGAUCGGCACCAGGUCGAUUAUUAUUUAGUGUUCGCCUUCAUGCCACCACGGCUUAACAUUCACGUCCACAGUCACUUGUGUUGGCACUUGUACACACACAGUUAGUGCAUCGCGCAACAGUAACCACGCAUCGCUUUUUUCAAUAUUCAUUUCUUGUUUCGUCAGUUUGCAUUUUUGUUUCAUUAUUUUAAACAUUGUGAAAAAAUACACACUUGGCUGUGCAAUAUAUACAUACAUACGGGCAUAUUUUAAGAAAAUAGAAUUACAAUUAUAUGUAGCGCACGAAAAAGAACACUGAAAAGGAAUGCAAAAAGUGAAAAGUAUUUAAAUUUAGUAAAUCGCAACGAGCUGUGACUGCCAUAAGCAAAUAAAUGGUAAAAACAAAAUCAAACACAAUUCGAAAAUAGUAGCGCUAAAGAAAAGAAAGGCAUUUUUUAAAACGAAUUAAUCUAAAGUUUUGUGAAAAAGACAAAAAUCAAAUAUUACCAUUAAAAGAUAGAAUCAGCAUUUGCGCCGAGUGUUUGCCCACAUAUCCUACGCUAAGCGCUAUACACUAAAUAAGACGUGCGUGCACGAAUUACCCCAUACAUUGAAAAACAAGUUUGUGUGUGAGUUUAUACAUAUAUAUAUACAUAUGUAUGUGAAUGCAAUCGUACACUGUGACAAUCAAAAAGAAAGUGCCGUCUACAAUUUGAACAGUAGAACCCUUACUGCAUUUUCGGCUAGGCGCAUAUUGCUAACACGUUUACUGCACUCCUCAACGAUCGACCGACUGCCACCAUCCCGAAACUCACUAAAACAACCUCCACUGCGGCCGUUCAUGUAAACAGUUGAAUCUGCGUUAGGCAUCUGGAACGUUAGAGGCAACUCGACGACAAAACCAACAAAGAUAGCAACUAUCGUCCAAACAAAAACAACGAUAAAAACAGCGACGAUAACAGCAAAAGCACCAAUAGCCAUAAUAAUAACAAACACGACAGCAACGCCACCAAAGGCAAUUAAAAGAACUGUGCAUCAGCGGCACCGAUUAACUUUGUCGUAUUCAUUUAUUUAUUUAUUCAAUACACUGCAGAAUAAAUGGCAACACAAAGUUCCAGAGCACAUGACGAGGCCAAAGCUGUUGCUGAGCCAUUGAAUAGUAAAGAUGAAGAUUACGAAAUCGACGAAUCGACGGCAGCGGUGGUUGUACCACCUGACAGCGGAUGGGCAUGGGUUGUGAUGUGUGCAUCGUUUCUGUGCUGCACAGUUCUGGAUGGAAUCGUUUUUUGUUCCAGUUUUAUUACAGGGCAUUUAAUGAAGGAAUUUUCAGUGAGUGAUGGCUAUGCAGCAUUUGUGCCUUCCCUGCUCAGUGGCUUCUAUUUAAUCGCUGGACCAUUUGUAAGUGCCAUGGCCAAUCGCUUCGGUUUCCGGCCAGUAGCAAUAGCUGGUGCCCUGUUUGCGGCUGCUUGUUUUGGUAUCUCCUAUUUUGUUAAAAGCAUCGAGUUAUUAUUCAUCACGUACGGCAUACUUGCUGGUGUUGGAUUUUCCAUGGUCUACAUACCGGCUGUUGUCAUUAUAGGCUUCUAUUUUGAAAAGUGGCGCGCACUUGCAACCGGUGUUGCUAUGUGUGGAUCUGGUGUGGGCACUAUUAUAUUUGCCCCGUUGACUGAAUACUUGCUUGCCAAGUCGGGCUGGAGGGGAACAAUCGCAGUGCAGGGAUGCUUCAUAGCCUUUUGUGCCUUGUUUGCAUGCGCAUUUAGACCAAUUCAACCCAUUACAUUAGCUGUCAAUGAAGACUCUGACGAGGACAAAAAUGAGAAUGAGAAGCGCAAUGGUCAUGGUAAUACUGUGGCGCCUAAGCCCCAACUCCACCAAGCUGCUUUCACGAAACCACUGCCUGAAGGGCGUUUCGCCUACUCAAUGCCAAACUCAGCUCAUAACACAUAUAUGGGCGCAUCACCCAAGCAUCACUACCCCACAGCUGCCGAAGUAUUUCGUGGUGCUAAUAUUGAACGUCGUCUUUCAAAUUCAUCCGGUAAAGGCACUGAAUUGAAGGCACUGCGCAAAUCGCAACCUACCACUCCAAACGGCGAGCCGCACCCUCAACCACAACUUCAUUUCAAUAUUAAUAAAGAACUAACAACAGUUGGAGAAAAUGAAGAAGAAACCGAGAAUGAGAACUUGAUCGAAACCGAGUCAAAGGCAGUGGUAAUACAGGCACGUCGUCACACCGUAUCUGGGCGUAGACCAAACGAUAUUGUUGGUAAAAAAAGUGCAGUCGGAUCUCAAGAUACCGUACACAAUAUUCACACAAGACCAAUGUAUCGUGACGAUAUUUUCUUUACCGGCUCUUUGGCGCGCAUCCCACAAUACCAAUCACAAACUUCACUCGCCUACCAUAUGUCGGUGACACGUCUGCCCACCAAACAGGAUAUGCUUGAAGAUCGCCAGAAAGGAUGCCACCUCUGUCCCGAAGCUGUGCGCCGCACUUUAUCGACUAUGUUAGACACCUCCCUGCUCAAGUCGCCGUCCUUCAUGUGCUUGGCAGUCAGUGGUUUCCUAACUAUGAUGGGCUUUUUUGUACCUUUCAAGUAUUUACAAGCACGCGCUAAGGAAAGUGGAAUGGACGAGGCCUCAGCAACGGCUGUUGUAGCGGGCAUUGGUUUAGUGAACACCAUUGCUAGGUUAAUAUGUGGCAUGGUCAGUUCGAUUCCCAGCGUAAAGCCACUAUGGUUAAAUAAUGUAGCCAUCACCGCAGGCGGCCUGGCGACUAUCUUUAGUGGAGUGAAAAUAACUGUGCUAACCCAGUGGGUAUUUGCUGUGUUCUUUGGUGUUUGCAUUGCCUGCUUUUCGGCUUUGCGUUCGCUUAUCGCCGUAGAAAUGAUUGGUUUGGAGAAACUAACCAAUGCCUUCGGAUUCCUCAUGUUGUUUCAAGGAAUUGCGGCGACAUUCGGCACUCCUAUUGCAGGCGCACUUUAUGGGAUGACCAAAGACUAUAAUAUUGCCUUUUAUUUCUCUGGCGGACUAAUAUUAGUUUCGGCUUUCCUUUGUUACCCGUUGCCAUACAUUGCCAACUGGGAAAAGACGCGUAAUGAAAGAAAGGAGGCCCAAGCUCCGCCUAGAGCCUAACUACAUAAAAGUUUAUCUACAACUAAAUGAAUAUAAACAAUAAAAGCGUAAAACUUAAGACUUAAAUUUUCAAAUGUGUAAAAGUAUGUAUGUAUGUAUUUUUUAUAAGCAUACAUUUAUACAUGCCUACACAUACAUAUAUAAUAUAUAUGUAGGUAUGUACAUAUUGUCGUAUGAGUGACCGAGACGAAACUAAAGCUUCCUACCAGAAGUCAGGCAAAUAGCUUAAAUAAAUAAGUAAUAUUGUGAAGAUACGAGAGUGUAAUUAAAUAUUUUCUAAGAAGUGUAUUUGCAUAAGUGAAACAAAUUUAUUAUAUUUUAAUAGCAACGAGUACACUAAUUUUAACGUAACGAACAGAGUAACAUUAUACAUUUAUAAUUUAUUAAUUUGUUAAAUAUGAAUGAGCAAUUAAACUACAUAAUAAAAAAAAU
Anastrepha ludens (Mexican fruit fly) is the source of this 3596-nucleotide messenger RNA. RefSeq names its product monocarboxylate transporter 3. Bases 1134 to 3164 code for a protein of 676 amino acids. The transcript has 3 exons. Gene Ontology annotation, molecular function: monocarboxylic acid transmembrane transporter activity. The record is from RefSeq and is a predicted model, not a curated record. Gene Ontology annotation, biological process: monocarboxylic acid transport; transmembrane transport. Lineage: Eukaryota; Metazoa; Arthropoda; Insecta; Diptera; Tephritidae.